AGACACCGUGGUGCUCUCCUAUCAAGGUAAAAUAUGGUUAUGCAAAUUGCAGAAGUCCUCAGGAAAGGUAUUACAGAAAUGUCUUGGGCACCACAUGUGAUAUUCAUUGUCAGAAAGGUUAUGAACUGCAUGGUCCUCAGCAUCUUAUUUGCCAGUCAAACAAACGCUGGUCUGGGAAAGUUUUCUGCAAACAAAAACGCUGCCCAACACUUUCUAUGCCACCUAAUGGAGGAUUCAAGUGUGUUGAUGGUGCAUACUUUAAUUCUAGGUGUGAGUAUUAUUGCUCACCGGGAUAUCAGUUAAAAGGAGAUAGAGUAGUACAAUGUAUGGAUAGUAAAGCUUGGAGCGGAAGACCAGCUUCUUGUGUUGAUAUGGAACCUCCAAGAAUUCAGUGUCCAAGUGUAAAGGAGAAAAUAGCAGAACCCAAUAAAUUAACAUCUAGGGUAUUCUGGGAUAUUCCAGAGGGACGGGAUACUGCUGAUGGCAUUUUGACAGAUGUUGUUUUGAAAGGACUUCCACCAGGCUCAUAUUUUUCAGAAGGAGAUCACAAAAUUCAAUAUACUGUGUAUGACAGAGCUGGGAAUAAGAAAACUUGCAAAUUUUUGGUCAAAGUCAGAGUUAGACGCUGUGGAAAAUUGAAUGCCCCAGACAAUGGCUACAUAAAAUGUUCUGGUGAUGGAGAUAAUUAUGGUGCAACUUGUGACUUUUCCUGCAUUGGUGGGUAUGAAUUGCAGGGAAGUCCAGCAAGAGUUUGCCAGUAUAAUUUAGGCUGGUCAGGAACAGAGCCAACCUGUACACCUAUGAAUAUUAAUAUUGGUGUGAGGACAGCAGCAGCUCUUCUAGAUCAGUUUUAUGAAAAACGGAGGUUGCUUAUUAUAUCCACUCCUACUGCAUCCAAUUACUUUUACAGAAUGCAGCUGGGAAUAUUGCAGCCAGCACAAUGUGGUUUAGAUCUCCGGCAUGUUACAGUGAUUGAAUUGGUUGGGGUUUAUCCAGCACAACUGGGAAGAAUAGGAUUAAGACUGAUGUCUCCUGCCUUGGCUGUACAACUCAGUUAUAGAAGUAUACAGCUAUCCUGGUCAUGCAUACCAGUUAGAGUACCAGAGGUGUGGAGUACCUAUGCAAUGAAAUGUUUCUAAAGCAAGAAUAAAAUGAGCAUGCUUACUGUCUAAAGACAAGAUGGAACUUUGUUAUAUUCAUUGGAAUUUUGAAUGUUCUAGAUAUGCA
Notechis scutatus (mainland tiger snake) is the source of this 1227-nucleotide messenger RNA. NCBI's taxonomy places the organism in Eukaryota, Metazoa, Chordata, Lepidosauria, Squamata, Elapidae. The record is from RefSeq and is a predicted model, not a curated record.